CACUUCACAGUUCUGAUUAGAAUUAAUAAAAUAAGAUACUUAUCUCAUCUAUCUGUGGUACCUCAAACAAACGCACAACAUCGAGCACUUUUUUGUACGUCGCACAUACAGUCGCGUGAACUACUUGGUGGCAGUCAGAGCUGUCUGCUACAACUGUGCCUACCUGCUGUCAAACUUUGUUUACAUUUUAAAAUCUCUUAUUUUGAACUUCGAUGUGUUUAAUUUUUUGAAAAGUAUUAAUGAAAGUAACAUGGCUCUCAUCUCAGAUGACUUAAGUGUCAAUCUCGUACAGCUUGCUGCCGACUAUGUGAAGAAGCCUUUCGCUGAAGUUGACAAAGAGCAACGAACAAUUGCUGUGAAAAAUGCAUCAAUUUUCGGACAAAUCCUUCCAAUUGUUGAAGCAUUUGUUAGGGCACCAAAUGAAAAUUCAUCGGUUUCUACUCUUUCUGACAACUUGCAUCACCUGUCGCUUUCAAAGAAUUCAGUUGAGAAAUGUGUGGCAAUACUCAGAAGUGCAAAACUUGAAGUUCAUUCAGAUCAGGCUCUGCUGCAGCGACACUUUGACACAGUCAGAGAAAUGAAAUGGCGAGUGGAUAUAACAAUAUCAUCCAGUGCAUUAUCAAGGGUUCUAGAACCAAAUAUAAUAAUGGAAUUAAGGCUUGACAAUGGAAGGAGAAUUACAUUUGAGCUUUCAGUGUCCAAGUUCCACAAACUUAGAUAUACCGUAGCUUCUAUUUUGAAGGAAAUGGAUCUCAUGAAUUCUAAAAUGAGUGCCAUUAAAGUGUAAGCAUGUUAACUCCUCUGUAUUGUACAUUCUGUGUUACAAAAUUUUGGUAAAAAAUUGUAUUUUGCUAAGUUUAUAAAA
This is a messenger RNA of Frankliniella occidentalis (western flower thrips), 865 nucleotides long. Its product is annotated as COMM domain-containing protein 5-like. Bases 251 to 787 code for a protein of 178 amino acids. The transcript has 4 exons. Gene Ontology annotation, cellular component: nucleus. Lineage: Eukaryota; Metazoa; Arthropoda; Insecta; Thysanoptera; Thripidae. The record is from RefSeq and is a predicted model, not a curated record.